This is a messenger RNA of Strongylocentrotus purpuratus (purple sea urchin), 1647 nucleotides long. RefSeq lists its product as uncharacterized. Gene Ontology annotation, cellular component: extracellular matrix. Bases 6 to 1496 code for a protein of 496 amino acids. The transcript is spliced from 13 exons. The record is from RefSeq and is a predicted model, not a curated record. NCBI's taxonomy places the organism in Eukaryota, Metazoa, Echinodermata, Echinoidea, Camarodonta, Strongylocentrotidae. Gene Ontology annotation, molecular function: protein binding.
UUUUUAUGAAGAUAUCAAGGGGGUCGGAAGUCGUUAAAAAUCGUGAAAAUCGAGUGCUUUUGUUAGUUUUCCCCAUGAAGACGGAGAGGAGAGUAACAAUAUUACUGAUUCAUUAUAGUUCGGGUUUGGAAUGCCGAUACAACAUGGCAAAGUCGUUGCGAGGACUGGCAAGUUUUGUCUUUAUGGUAAUGUCAGUGGGACUAGUCCACGCUGAACAUAGUGAGUGCGAGGAUUUCAAGGACUACUUUUCAACACUGGUCUCACCAGACUAUCCCGACCCCUACCCACCGGCUACCCGACGGCAAUGGUAUAUGGAGAUCCCCGAAGGUGUGCAGGCCCUCAUUCGCGUAAACGCCCUCGAAAUAGAAAGAACAUGGGAUUACCUGACUCUUGAACACACCCACCAGACUGCACACGGCAUUAAUGUUACUCGCUUCCCAUUGGUCAGUGGUAAUGUGACGUCAAUAUUGCUCCCGGAGGGAAAUGUGAUGUUGGACUUUUGCAGUGACGAGUUUGAAAAUUUCGAUGGCUUCUCCUUUGAUAUACGCACACGUGAAAUCAACAAUACUUUCGACCUGGGUUGUUACGAACCCGAUGUUGAGACCUUUGCAUGUGCUUCGGGGGUGCAGUACAUCCACGCCAUCGCACGAUGUGAUAGGAUCGUAGACUGUCAUGACCACUCGGAUGAAAUCGGCUGUGGAGAUUGUCCUCCCGAUACCUCUCAGUGUGAAGGGACUGAUAUAUGCAUUCAUUCUAAAUUCCUUUGUGAUGGAGUGUUUGACUGCCCUCAUCAGGAUGACGAGAACUGUAUAGAUUCAAAGUGUCCCGAUGGAUGCAUAUGUGGAGAGGGCCCCUAUGCCCAUUUCUUCGGGCCAAGUCGAGCCUUCUGCGCUGCACCUGGCUACCUCCCAUACUGGACGAAUGGGACUACGACUUGGAACCAGGAGUAUGCAAUGAACACCACACUAAGAACCGUCGUCAUAGACCUCCAUGACAUUCCCUUAAUGCAUCUCGAUCCAGGAAGCUUCAUCGGUGCUACAAAUCUGAAUACCCUUGACCUGACUAACUGUGAUAUCGAUCAUCUCCCUUCUGGUGUCUUCGAUGGUGCGCCUCGCCUCUAUAAAUUGUAUAUUCGAAAUAACAAGUUGAGGUAUUUGGAGAAGGGGACGUUUCGUGGACUCUACAACCUGUAUCUACUCUUUGCAGAGUUCAACUUUCUGACGAGGUUUGAGGAAGGCUGUUUCGAAGGGCUGACCAAUCUAUUCUUUAUAGAUCUUGAGUUCAAUGGGAUAACUGACUUCCGGCCUGGUACAUUCCGUGACCUCGGUGGUUCUCUUGAGAGAUUGAUAAUAACUCGAAAUAAUCUGACGUCGAUCAACUCAUCUCUGUUCUAUGGACUGGAAGAGACCUUACUUAGAGUGAACAUAGAUAACAACGAACUGAAAUAUAUCGAACCAGGAACCUUUCAUAAUAUGACUAUUCUUCAAGAUAUGUAAGUAUAUUAGUGAAAGAAAAGAAUGACAAAUGAAAAUGAGAAAUUUAAUAUAAAGGAUAAAACUAUGAAAUGUAUUAAUGACAACUGUAUGGAAAAAGAGGGGAUAAGGAGGGGAGAGAGAGGUAGAGAGAGAGAGAGAGAGAGAGAGAGAG